Messenger RNA from Phytomonas sp. EM1, 1051 nucleotides. The record is from the annotation of a GenBank genome assembly. NCBI's taxonomy places the organism in Eukaryota, Euglenozoa, Kinetoplastea, Trypanosomatida, Trypanosomatidae.
GUUUCUUUAUCUUAGCACUUGCCUUCGAUAAAAGACCAAAGGUGUAAAUAAUAUAGACAUUAUAUUACUAACGAUGGGUGAUUCCUUACCGAAAAAAUACUCCAGAAAGUCCUCUGACAAGCAGAAAGAGAGCCGACUUGCACGCCAGCCUUUUUUAUUGACACGCGAGGAUGUGCAAGCUGCGUUUGAGUUUUUCGACACUCAACAAUGUGGUCACUUGAGUGUUAGCACCCUGAAGGCCAGGCUCUCCGCCUUCUACCCGGACCUCACUAGCAAAGAAUACCACUUUCUACUUGAUAGCGUAGGUGUUGUGAAGGCAACGACUGGUACUAGCGCCACUGCCGGUAGCAGCGCUAGCAGCAGCACCAUCACAAUGGAUCAGCUCUGGGAAAUUAUUGACAUGUACCAGGGGGUACUCACGAGCUACAAUCUUGAAGGGUCUUUGUUAAAUCAGCAGAUCGAAAGCACGGCCGCGUCGAGGCGCAAGUCCAAUGUCAGUAAUGUGCUACCCGCCGUGAAAAAAAACACUGAAGGCAACGCAGACUCAAUGGCUGCGAUAGCUGCCGUCGUUGCGUCCACAAAAAACAUUGACUUUGAUCCCGUACAAGAGGCCUUCCGGGUUUAUGAUCCCUAUGGAACAAACUAUGUUGAUGUGAAAACUUUGGCUUACAUCAUGGCUCGCAUCGGUUUCGGCGAGCUAAACGAUGAGGAGCUGGAUAUUUUAGUGAAAACGGCAGAUUUCGAUCGCGAUGGGAAAAUUAGUUUUCAAGAUUUCCGACGGCUGGUUGAAAUGAGGACGGAGCGCAUGAACAAAAAUUGAAAUGGGGUUGUGUUCUUCUUUUUCUCAUUUUCAGUAUCUUUGGUAAACGGGUUUUUCCCCACUAUUAGCGUUUUGUCUUUUUCCUUCCCGUUUAUGCCGUACAUAUUUCAUAUAAUGCAUGUAGAAAUGGAUAACUUUAUCCUUUUAAAAAGGGCCAAACAAUCUGAGAAGACAUCAGAGAAGCAUGUACAUUACUAACCUUCUUUAUAUAAAUGCUGGCCUUUGCUUUUG